This is a messenger RNA of Pelagomonas calceolata, 1867 nucleotides long. Lineage: Eukaryota; Pelagophyceae; Pelagomonadales; Pelagomonadaceae. The record is from the annotation of a GenBank genome assembly.
CGGCGUUACCGUUAUGAAAUCUCACGAAUCGUGCGUGCGAUGUUUUUUUAUCCACCUGCCAGCGGCUGCUUCAACGGAAUCGCAUUAAUGCGACUGCAGGCUGCACACCAGGUUCAGCCUCGCGCGGCCAACACCGCCUCGCACGACUAGCGGUUGUCAAUUAGUUACCAGAGCACGCGCACAGUUAUUGACCCUCGCGUAGAAUGACGCUCGCCGCUGCGCGCGCAGCCCUGGCGCCUCGAGGCGUGCUCCGUGCAGCUAUCAAUCUGAGCAACUUUUUACUUGUCUCAGAUCAGACCGGGGCGACGCCGCGCGGCAUCUCGCCGUCGCUUUGUGGCGCGUUGGCACAGCGUUUAGAAGUGCCGCUGGAACUCGUCCCGUAUGCCAAUCCGGGCCUCCUCGCCGACGCCGCGACGAGUGACGAGUGGGACGUGGGCCUGAUCGGCGCCGAGCCGGCGCGCGCGGCGACGAUCGCGUUUACUAGACCAUACGCUCAUCUGGAAGCCACGUUUCUGGUGCGCGACGGCUGCCCGGCCCGGCGCUGCGACGACGUCGACGCGGAGGGCUACUCGAUCGCGGUCUCGCGGCGAGCGGCGUACGCGCUCAAGCUGGAGGCGUCGCUGGCCUCCGCGACGCUGAAACAAACGGCGGAACCCGGCCUGCCGGCCUCCGCGGACCUGUACUUCGCGGAGUCCUGCGACGCGCUCGCGGGCUUGCGACCCUGGCUGCUGGGCCUCCUGAAGAACGACGAACGCUUCGUCGGAUCGCGAGUUCUCGACGGCCGCUUCCACGUCGUCGAGCAGGCCGUCGGCACGCCGAGGGGCCGCGGCGACGCGGCGCUCCCGUUCCUGGAGGCGUUCGUCGCCGAGGCGACGGGCGGCGGCCUCGUCGCCGAGCUCAUCCGCGAGCAUGGGGUCGAGGGGAAGGUUGUUGUGGCAUCUUAGCGAUACUAGUGUGUUUCGUCGCCGAGCUCAUCCGUGAGCAUGGCGUGGAGGGGAAGGUUGUUGUACCAUCUUAGCUAUGGCUAUGGCUAGUUACGUCGCAGGGUCCCCCGUACCCCUCCCGCUCCCCCCGGGCCCACCCGUCCGGCUGGACUAGGACGCAAGGGCUGAGUCACAUGGACUCGCACGCCCCUCCCUUUUUUGGGACGACCCCCGUCAGGAUGUGGAACUUAGCGAUACUAGUAUGUUUAUGCGCGCUAUUUGUCUCUUCGUCCCGGCUUUGGGCAAAAGUGGUUGUGAGUAGAGAAUAGAGCUCUAGCAGCUUGCGUGCUUGGGCAUUUAUUCCUUAAAGGUAGCAGCCGUGUAGACGAUACUGCUACACGUGCACCGCUAUUGCUCAAGAAACUCGAGCCACUUCCUGCAUGGGCACCAAACAUAGCAAGCCAGCGAAGAUGAGCACCCAGCACACUGUUGACGCCACUGGCGGCGACGCCGAGGUCGCAUACUUUGCGCUCGGCUGAUUCUGGACCCCGGAGCCCGCCUUUAAGCGGCUCCGGGGCGUACGUGCGACGCGUGUCGGCUACACCGGUGGCCAGACGGACUCGCCAACGUACAGCAAGGUCUGCUCCGGCAAGACCGGCCACAGCGAAGCGGUCAAGGUCGUCUUCGAUCCGUCGACCAUCUCCUACGCGGAGCUCGUCGACAAGUUUUUCUCGCUGCAUCCGUAUCAGUACGAGUCGAAGCCGCAGUACAUGUCGGCCUUGUUUUAUUUGAACGAAGCGCAGCGCGAGGUCGCCCAGGCGAAGAUCAACAAGCUCAAGGCCGGCGGCGCGACGGUAGCGACAAAGCUACUCCCGGCGACCAUGUGGCACGACGCUGAGGAAUACCACCAGAACUAUCACGCCAAGAAUUCAAAAAUGUGGUAG